Messenger RNA from Mauremys reevesii (Reeves's turtle), 3800 nucleotides. It is a transcript of the gene LRFN1, whose product is annotated as leucine rich repeat and fibronectin type III domain containing 1. Bases 887 to 3088 code for a protein of 733 amino acids. The record is from RefSeq and is a predicted model, not a curated record. Lineage: Eukaryota; Metazoa; Chordata; Testudines; Geoemydidae. Gene Ontology annotation, molecular function: protein binding. The transcript has 4 exons.
UCUGUCACUAACUUGCAGUGUGUGACCUUGGCCAAAACCCUGCCCCACCGCCCUCUUCCUGCACCUCGCUUUCCCCAUCUGUCAAGCAGGAGUAACAACUGGAGUGCUGCCUGCGCAGGGAGCGGGGGUCCCAGCCCCCAGCGCCGAGCAGGUAGCUGCUCAAAGCCCGACCCUCCUAGCUCAGGUGGAAAGGGGCUUCCCCCGCUGUGCUAACCUUUGCCAUGUAAUCCAAAGGCUCUGCUUUCGGUGGGAGAAGACCCCCCGCCCCAGCUCUCCUGGGACCCCUCCCCUCCCAAAGGCUGCGGUGAAGCGAGACAAUCCCUGCCCCAAAGAGCUGCCAGACAAGCCAAAGGAAAGAGUCUUGAUGGCUCCCCCCAGGCCCACACCUUGUCAUGAAGGGGACGGGACGGCCUUCCCCGGCCCUGAAUGCGUUAAUGAGGCCCCGUUAUGUGACCUGGCUGCACCUGGAGGCAGAGCUCAGCUGGGACGCAGCCAGCUGGCUGUGAUAAAGAAGAGGUUGGUUGCAGAAGGGGGCUGUAGGUUAUAGUCCCUGGGCUGGCCCCAUGGAGAGGGAGGCCCCGGGUUCCCCUGCCAGCCACUGGCAUCCCCCGGGGGCCAGGGACCGGGUCCGGAGACUUGGAAUUUUUCACUGGACUUUUGUCGCUGGAGCUUUGUUGCCCCCAAGAGGGUCGGAUGCAAAUCUGGGCCCCUGGCCACAGGGCCGCGCUCUGGAAGAGAGGCCGGAUUGCAAGCCAGCGGUGCUGCCGCGCCUGGGCACGGGGAAGCACUCCUGCGGCAGUGGCGGCGGAGGCCUGCAUGCCCGGCGGGAGGCGGGAUGAAUUCCUGAGGAGAGAGCCCGGGCCGGGAGGAAGCGAGGGCCAGUACCAUGGAAAAACUCCUCCUGCCCCUUUUGAUGCUUGGCACCAUGGCAAAGGGUCAGCACUGCCCCGGCCGCUGCAUCUGCCAGAACAUCUCGCCCACCCUGACCAUGCUGUGCGCCAAGACAGGGCUGCUCUUCGUGCCGCCAUCCAUCGACCGGCGCACGGUGGAGCUGCGGCUGACGGACAACUUCAUCACCGUCAUCCGGCGCAAGGACUUCUCCAAUAUGACCAACCUGGUGCAUCUGACGCUCUCCCGGAACACCAUCAGCCAGGUCAUGCCCUACGCCUUCGCCGACCUGCGCGCCUUGCGCGCCCUGCAUAUGAACAGCAACCGGCUGGCCUCCCUCCGCAACGAACACUUCAAAGGCCUGGGCAACCUCCGGCACCUCAUCCUGGGCAACAACCAGAUCAGCAACAUCCAGCCGGCCUCCUUCGACGAGUUCCUGGCCACCGUGGAGGACCUGGAUUUGUCCUACAACAACCUGGAGACGCUGCCCUGGGAGGCCAUCGGGCAGAUGGUCAGUCUGAACACCCUGACCCUAGAUCACAACCUCAUCGACCACAUCGCUGAGGGCACCUUCUCCCAGCUCCACAAGCUGGUGCGUUUGGACAUGACCUCCAACCGGCUGCAGAAGCUGCCCCCGGACAACCUCUUCCUCCGGGCUCAGGUGCUGGCUAACGUCCGGGGCUCCCACCCGUCCACCUUGACCAUCAGCUUCGGAGGCAACCCCUUGCAUUGCAACUGCGAGCUGCUCUGGCUCCGGCGCCUGACGCGGGAGGACGACCUGGAGACCUGCGCCUCUCCCGAGCACCUGAUGGAUAAGUACUUCUGGUCCAUCUCCGAGGAGGAGUUCAUCUGCGAGCCGCCCCUCAUCACGCGCCAGUACUCCACCAAGGCCUUCAUCGUGGAGGGCCAGGGAGUCAGCCUCAAGUGCAAGGCGGUGGGAGACCCCGACCCCUCCAUCCACUGGAUCGCACCCGACGGCAAGCUGAUCCACAACACCACACGCGCCACGGUCUACGACAACGGCACGCUGGAGGUGCACAUCACCACGCUCAAGGACAACGGGGUCUUCACCUGCAUCGCCUCCAACGCCGCCGGCGAGGCCACGGCCCCCGUAGAGGUCUGCAUCGUGCCACUGCCGCUGCUGGUUAACAACACCGGCCACAUGAAGGAGCCCGACCCCGGCUCGUCCGACAUCACCACCUCCGCCAAGUCGGGCGCCAACGACACCAAAAACCACCUGGAGAAGAAGAUUGUGGCGGCCGAGCUGACCUCCACCUCGGUGGUGAUCCACUGGCCCUCGGAGCGGCACAUUCCCGGCAUCCGCAUGUACCAGAUUCAGUAUAACAGCUCCCUGGACGACUCGCUGGUGUACAGGAUGAUCCCCCCGUCCAGCAGGGCCUUCCUGGUGAACGACCUGGCGGCGGGGCGGGCCUACGACCUGUGCGUGCUGGCCGUCUACGACGACGGGGUGACGGCGCUGACGGCCACCCGGGUGGUGGGCUGCGUCCAGUUCACCACGGAGGGGGAGACCGCCCAGUGCCACGCCCUGCACACCCAGUUCCUGGGCGGCACCAUGAUCAUCAUCAUCGGCGGGAUCAUCGUCGCCUCCGUCCUGGUCUUCAUCAUCAUCCUCAUGAUCCGCUACAAGGUGCACAGCGGGCACGAGGGGCCCAAGAAAGCCAAGGUCAGCAACGUCUACUCCCAGACCAACGGCGGGCAGCCCCCGGCCGCCAAGUCCGCCGAGGACAAGUACGAGACCUUCCAGGAGGUGGGGCCUACGGGGGCGGGGCCUACGGAGGCGGAGCCCAAGAAGGACACACCCGCCGCCCCCGAACCGGACAAGAGAGACCCCAAGCCGGGUGCCGACCUCCAGACUGUGGCCCUGCUGUCCUCGGAGGAGGGCCCGCCCCAGGGCAGCGUGACCGGCUCCUUGGGUCUCCUCCGGGAGAGCGGGCCGGGCGGCCAGCACCGGGCCACGCUGGGCAGCGUGGGCCUCUUUCCCCGGGAGCUUUCGAGGACUCACCACCACCGUCACUCCUUCGACGGGGACUAUGCUCUGUUCCAGAGCCACAGCUACCCGCGCCGGGCACGGACAAAACGGCACAUGUCCACGUCCCAGCUGAACGCGGAGGACUGCCCGCUGAGCCAACGCCGCGUUACCUUCAGCAGCACUGAGUGGAUGCUGGAGAGCACCGUCUGAGACGGGCCCCGGGGGGGCGGGCUGCGGGGGGGGGCAAUUUCGUCGGGCCCCGCGGGGCGCACGACCGGCUCCCCCGGGGGCGUGGAGGGGACGGCUCCGGUUUCACCCGCCCGCCCCAGACGGGGGUCCUGCGCCGAUCCCGCCGACGCCGGCUCUGGUGCCUUAAGGAGCGGAGACGGAGGACAGAAAUGAAAAACACCACCCGACGGACGGCGCGAAGGCAAGCAGUGGGGCCAGGAGGGGACUGCCCGGCUGCAGGGAGAGGAAAGGGCGUGGGGGGGGCUACGGGGUGAGUUUCGAGACCCACCCCCUCCACGCCGUCUGCACCGGGCGGCGCGGGAAGGACAGAGCAGGACUAGCAAAGACACAUGCACAGAUGACACGAAAUUACAAAGAUCCUUUUACCUUGAGUAAAUCUUUAUGCAUUAAUAACUGUCCGGGACGGGGGACGGAGCAGAGUUUAGUUCCAAAAUCAACCUAUUUCCCCCUGCCCCACCCCCAAGUGUUUCUGGGAAGGGGACGACAGGCGCCCGCUCCCCGACACAGACUGCGGGGGGCCUAUUUAUUGUAUCUGGCUGGUCUAGAUCAUUUUCUGUGUUCAGUGUAUUCAGUAUUGAAAAAGUCAUCGCCCCUUUUCCCUGUUAUUCCAAACUGUGCCCCACUCUAGCAAACUCCCCCUGCACCCCGGGCCCUCCCCCCUUCAUCCCUCCCA